GAUGGACCUUUAUAAAACCGUGACCCCCAUACCCGGAAAAACCUAUGCGAUUCACCCAUACUCUGAUCAAGACAAUCCUUGCCUGAGUGUGAAAGGUGCCGAAGUAGCAGUCACUGUCGACGGCUCAUCUGUGUGCAUCCGUUAUUGGGAAGGCGCUGCAUCACAAAAAUGGGAAUGCGUCGAGAAAAAUGGUUGGCUUGGCUUCAUCUGUCGUGCAUCUACAGGUGGCGCUAAUGGUGCUUACCUGGGAUAUAACGUUUAUGAGGUUCUCGUGACUUUAGCGGUUGUGGUACAUGAUGAUGGCUGUGAGUGGAAGAUGCGCAAGGAUGAUCAUCUUGCAUAUGUUGGCAUAGUCUAUGCGAGCGAACUCAAGAUGUUGCCUGACCGUACUACCAAUUGGGGGUUUACAGAGUGGGUUUUAUAGUGUUAGAAUCGUUCCACCCAACACAUAUGUUUGGACUGUGUACCUACCAACUCCCUGUUGAGAACUGAUAUAUAAUACUUGAACUGUGUUUUCGAUCAUCGCCUGUCUCUAGCUUGGCUGACAAUAGAUCCAAUCAACUGCCGCAGCGAUGCGAGAGUCUUCGAUUCAUCGCAUGCACGCUCAGGAGACUGCGCCGCCAGACCAGAGUUCAGCGGAGCUUCGGGGCUCAAAUGUACUGCGCCGGGUUUGGAUAGAUAUUGCAUCGAGUAGCGGGAAUGGGACCUUCCAUAUGCAGUCAUUUCACUGUGUACUAUCCAGAGUAAGCGUGCAGCCGUAAAGUUCAAGUUGCAUUACUGGAAACUCGCCGGGAAGACGGCAAGUAACACUGAGACGAAUCGAACAAGAUUGACAAGGAUGAAGGUAUGAUUCUUUUGAGCGUUAUACAGGUG
Molecule: messenger RNA, 873 nt
Organism: Suillus bovinus
Lineage: Eukaryota; Fungi; Basidiomycota; Agaricomycetes; Boletales; Suillaceae
Exons: 2
Source: RefSeq, a predicted model, not a curated record